AUGGCAGACGACACUCAGGUCAACGAACCCAAAGAAGAGACUCAACAACCAGAGAGCGAUAGUGAGGAAAUUGUUCCAAGUCGAUCGUCAGGAUCAAAAGAGCUCGUUCAACAAAAGUCAACGCCUCCAGCUUCAAAAACAGCACUCAUCAUGCAGCAGGAAAAAAACGAGGCAGAAAGGCCACUUCCAAGGAACUGCUGUGCCUACUGUCAGGACAAGCAUUUCAUCGCAUCGUGCCAGAGGUUCAUUGAGCUCACCCCAGCUAAGAGAAACGAUAUCGUUAUCACCAAGGGACUGUGCUUCAACUGCUUAGGGCCACACACGAAGGCCAAGUGCACGUCGGACAAGAAGUGCCACAAAUGCAGCAGGUAUCACCACACUCUCAUCCAUGGAGGGAGCUUAUGGAUGAUGAGCCCGCCUCCAGCCCAACGCACUCCAGCUGAGCCCAUUCAGACUGCCGGAACGUCCAGGCAGCAAGAGGAUCACGGGAACAAAUCCAGUACAUCACCACCAGUAGCAGUGAACUUCAACAACAAAAUGAUCAAUGAGAAAGCAGAGAACAUCAACCACGAAAAUCACCAAGGAGAAGCAGAUCAACAGUCAGUGCUGUUGGCAACAGCACGAGUAAAAGUAAUAUCACCGAGAGGAUUCACGACAAAAGCCAGAGCACUCAUCGACCAGGGUUCAGAGGUAUCGUUUAUCUCCGAACAAUUAGUUAAUCAACUGCAUUUACAGAGAAGAGCAUCAACAGUGGAGCUAGUGGGAAUUGCGAGGAUCGGCUCACUUCAGAAUCUUCAGCUAGCCGAUCCCCAUUAUCUAAGGCCUGGACCAAUCGACAUCAUACUAGGGGCUGACAACUAUGGGCGGAUCAUCAUGGAUGAAGUUGUCAAGUCAGAGCAAUCGAGAGUAGUUGGCCAACGCACAGUAUUCGGUUGGAUACUAUCUGGACCAAUCAAAUGCACAAAUUGUUCAAUAAAGGUAUCUCUAUCAGCUGUACGAGAAUCUUCAAAUGAACAACUUCUAGAGCUUCUGCAGAAAUGUUGGGUCCAGGAAGAACUGCCAAACGAGAGAUCAUCAACAUCAGAGCUUUCACCAGAUGAGUACGAGUGCGAGAUGCACUUUAGAGCAACUCAUAGCAGAGACAACACUGGGCAAUACAUCGUGAGACUGCCCCUCAAAACUUCAGCAGUAGCGCUCGGAGAAUCGAAAUUUAAAGCAGUACGUCAACUCAAAUCGAUCGUGAGUCGAAUCAACACAGAUCAAGCAUACUCCCAGUUGUACAGAGAGUUCAUCAACGAGUACGCAGCACUGGGGAACAUGAGACUAGCACCAGAGACUCCAGAACCCGUGCCAGUCUACUAUCUUCCACAUCACGGGGUACUGAGAGAGGAGGCCAUCACAACGAAGCUGAUAGUCGUAUUCAAUGGCUCCAGCCCCAGCUCAACAGGUAUGUCACUUAACGAUAUACUGUAUUCUGGUGAAAAAUUGCAGAACGAUGCCAUGGUUAUCCUGACGUGGAUGAGGAGGCACAGACUCGUGUUUGGCACGGAUAUUGUCAAGAUGUUCCGCCAGAUACGAGUUCACCAAGAUGACUGGGAUCUUCAGAGAAUCCUGUGGAUCGACGAGAAUCAACAACCAGUCACCUACCAGUUAACGACAGUCGCCUAUGGACUUAAUUGUUCUCCAUGGUUGCAUUACGAGUUCUUCAACAACUAG
Diachasma alloeum is the source of this 1716-nucleotide messenger RNA. RefSeq lists its product as uncharacterized. The coding region runs from base 1 to 1716 and encodes 571 amino acids. The transcript is spliced from 4 exons. Lineage: Eukaryota; Metazoa; Arthropoda; Insecta; Hymenoptera; Braconidae. The record is from RefSeq and is a predicted model, not a curated record.